AUGUUUCUUAUUCUUCUACUAAAGACAUUCUUAAUUGGCUUUAGCAUAGUUGGUCUGUCUGUUGGAUUUAUCGCCUUCCUCUACAAAUCCAUACACUUUAUAGAAGAAUACCCGGUUAGAGCAAAAGAAAGAAUCAAACUUUUAGUUUACGCUGUAUGGGGGAUGCACAUAAUUUUGCUUUUUAGAGAGUUCUCUUUCCUUCUUAUAGGAUUCUCUCUGGUGUGCCAGCUACUGUUCUACAAUUUAUUAGAGGACUACCCUAAUAUUGAGACUGCAGGCGCUGGGUUUAUUAGUGCUGUAGUAUUUGCAUUCAUCAACCACAUGUUUUUCCUUAGCUCAAUGCUUAAGAAUCGCUGUGGGCUGUUUGAAAUUUUCUUCUAUUUUUUCGUGAUUGUAUGGUCUGUGCCUAUCUCAUUCUUCCUAAGCUUAACAGCAAAUGAUGAGGUUAUUUCCAUAGCAGGAAGCAAGAAGCCAAUUAGAAGGACACUAGCAGGCAAAGUUAUAGAUGCUAUACUCUCCAGGCAUAAUGUCUGGGAGGAUAGAUAG
Molecule: messenger RNA, 546 nt
Organism: Nematocida ausubeli
Lineage: Eukaryota; Fungi; Microsporidia
Exons: 1
Coding region: 1-546 (181 amino acids)
Biological process (GO): endoplasmic reticulum to Golgi vesicle-mediated transport
Cellular component (GO): COPII-coated ER to Golgi transport vesicle; Golgi membrane; endoplasmic reticulum membrane
Molecular function (GO): COPII receptor activity
Source: RefSeq, a predicted model, not a curated record